CCUCAUGAACCGCUGCCGGGGAGAGAUUCCUACGCCGACUACUGGCCAAUUUUCCCAUUUUCGAAUCACUUCCAGCUUGGUCUUGACCAUGCCGGCGGUGACAUAUAUGUACCGGUGCCUACUUGGGGUAUCUGGGACUUCUCGGGCCGAGUGUUCUGGCGUGUUCAAGACUAUAACACAUUAGUCGGCUAUCACACUUCACCAGUGAAUAUGCUCGGUCUAACCAAAGAUGAUUUUAUUCGACUGAUGUCCGAUCCAUCAAUGCAUUACAAUCGAAAUAACCAACCACUAUUACCGGUUGCAAAAUUACCGAAAGCAUUUGUGCCAAUGUCAUGUCGCCCGCCAAUGUGCAAUCCUUACACGCAAAACUUUGCACUUGGGGUAAGUGUAUUUUGA
Molecule: messenger RNA, 396 nt
Organism: Gongylonema pulchrum
Lineage: Eukaryota; Metazoa; Nematoda; Chromadorea; Rhabditida; Gongylonematidae
Source: the annotation of a GenBank genome assembly